Molecule: messenger RNA, 3402 nt
Organism: Rodentolepis nana
Lineage: Eukaryota; Metazoa; Platyhelminthes; Cestoda; Cyclophyllidea; Hymenolepididae
Source: the annotation of a GenBank genome assembly
UUGUUGUCACGUUGUAGUAUGGAUAUUGAAGAUAUCAGCUUAGUUCCCCCCAAGUCAGUUGUUAAUGACAAUGUUCAUCCUCGAUUCAUCAAGAAAGGAUUAAACGCAGAUACAAUAGAGGCCGUUGGGGAUAAUAUUCCUGGUACCCAAAAAAUAUUUAUACAGGUUUGGGGCUGUGCUCAUAACACUAGUGAUGCUGAGUACAUGGCUGGACUUCUUUCCGCAUAUGGCUAUCAGGUUACUUUAGGAGGAAGUUGCUGUGAUAGUGAGAGUGCUUUUGACAAUGAGAAUAAAUCGGGUGACGAGGUUGCAAAGGCUGAAGCAGACUUAUGGCUUCUUAACAGUUGUACCGUGAAGGGACCUGCCGAAGAUCAUUUCCGCAAUGCCGUCAUUGCGGCCAAGGAGUCUGGGAAAGCUGUGGUUGUUGCUGGUUGUGUCCCGCAAGGCAGUCCAAACACUUCUUACCUCAAGAAUAUUAGUGUUGUCGGUGUUCAGCAGAUUGACAGGGUUGUAGAAGUGGUAGAGCAGACACUUAUGGGUAAUGUGGUGCGUUUCAUGGAGAAACGUGUAGCCGACACAAACGAUCAUCGAAGAUUAGGUGGUGCACCGCUUUCUCUCCCCAAAAUUCGACGUAAUCCCCUCAUAGAAAUACUCGCCAUCUCCACGGGUUGCUUGAAUGCCUGUACCUACUGCAAAACCAAACAUGCUCGAGGUGUCCUUGCUUCUUAUCCCGUGGAUGAACUUGUUCAAAGAGCUGUGGAAGCUUUCAACGAACCUCGUGUUAUUCAGCUACAUGCAAAUGCAACAUUUAAUACUCUAGAUGGCGUUAAGGAACUCUGGUUAACGUCAGAAGACCUCGGUGCAUAUGGACGUGAUCUCUCUCGGUUACAGUAUCCACUAGCAACAUCACCUCCGUCAUUAGCUGCCCAAUGGCCACAUCAUCUAACUUUAGCGGAUCUGCUCUAUGCUUUGGUUCCUGUCAUCCCACGGGGUGCUAUGAUGCGUCUUGGGAUGACAAAUCCACCCUACAUUCUCGAUCAAUUGGAGUACGUAUCUGCGGUUUUGAGGGAUCCUAGGGUAUAUGCUUUUAUUCACAUACCCGUUCAGUCAGGUUCAAACAACGUUUUGGAUGCGAUGCGACGAGAGUACACUGUAGAGGAGUUCCAGCAUGUGGUCGAUUUUCUCUCAAAUGAGGUUCAUUCUGUGCAAGGUGAUAAAAUGACAGUGGCGACGGAUAUUAUUUGUGGAUUUCCCAAUGAAACUGAGGCGGAUUUCCAGAAAACACUUCAGUUGGUGGAGAAAAAUAGAUUCCCCGUACUGUUCAUUAAUCAGUUCUUUGCUCGGCCUGGUACACCUGCCGCCACAAUGGAACGCUCAGCGACAACGGCGGCAGUUAAGCUACGAACAAAGGCCCUGCAUAACCUUUUCCGAAGUUAUCAACCUUACGCCGGUCGUGAGGGUCGGCAGUAUCGUGUUCUUAUAACAGAGACUAGUACCGAUGGAAAACACUGGGUUGGUCACACCAAAGCGUACGAGCAGAUUCUCAUUCUAAAGGAACCUGGGCUCCACGGUCGUAUAGUGGAAGUGAUGGUGACAGAAUGUGACAAAUUCUUCAUGAGAGGUGUUGUGACUGACCGCGGACCAUUUGAUUCUCUUUGCGAAGAGACUGUGAAUACUCAUGAAUAUCUUCAGAUUCCCAAGCAGCAAAAUGGGGAAGUACCAGCCUCAAAAACUGCACCGUCCUGGUGUUCGACAUUGAUGGGCAAAUCUUCUUUGCUUUCAUCUCUACUUGUGCCUUCUGCCGUCAUUUUGUUGCUCGGAACUUUUAACUUCACUCUGGAAGUAGCUGGUUACUGUUCACCUAACAACACGGACCGUGUUUCCUGUGAAUCUUCUGUGUUGCCGCGAUGUUACUCGGCUCUAGAUGACCGUUGCGAUGGUUUCUGGGAUUGUCCUACUACCGGUCAUGAUGAGGUUGGUUGUUUUUGUCCCACGGGUACUGGAUUUUCUUGCGCAGAUUUCGCUACCACUGGAAUGUGCUACAGUCUCUCAGAGAAAUGUGACGGAGUUUCCCAUUGUGCUGACAGAUCUGAUGAGUCGAAUUGCUUGGAGAUCCAGUGUUCCCUCAAUUCUUCGCGUUUUCUCUGUCUGCCUCUGAAUGCCUCUACCACCAACAGUCAUCUCCAAACCGGUGAAUGCAUCUCCCUCUCUCGCAUAUGUGAUGACCAUGAAGACUGCUCCAACGGGGCUGACGAGGCCUCAGAACUAUGCCAUGAUUCUGCGGUCCCCUCCUCCAAUGUCUCCUCACCUUCUCCACCUCUUUCAAUGCCUCCCAUUCAAAUCCAGACCCCUAUGGAGCUGCGUAAGGUUCGCAUUGCUCAACACUUUGCUUCUCUUGUCACCAAAGUGGCUGUGGAGGACGCUGUGGUGGCUGCUACUUCCCGAGUGAAUUCUCGACUUAGAACUCUCCUUACCUACGUUCUUUCUGCUCUCCUGGGACCUCUACUUAUUGUUCUUACAGUUGGGUUGAUGUGUAGAUCCAGUGCUACUUCUGCAACAUCGGGCAGACAAUCUGUGGAGGAAGCUAGAAGGGCUAGGCAACAGGCUCGUUACAACUCCCCCAUUCAACGUCUAAUUCGUGAGGAAAUUCGCCGCCGUCCGCCACCACCUACUUACGAAGAGGCACUCAACAACAGUCUCUUUGAGGAGCCAAUCCUGGAGGGAGCUAUUGUACCUCCGCUUUCUACACCUCCAACUAUUCAGGGGGUCCUUUCGCAGGAACGCAUUGCUGCGGUGCGGGAAAUGUCUAUGAAACCCAUCCCCACACGGGUGGACGUUGCUGUCUCGUGCGAUUUGCUUAGACAUGGAGUCCCUAUCUCGCCCUCACCAUCGUCUUUGGUGAAUGCGUCGUCAAACGUGGCUGCUAUUGAAACAGCCAGUCGUCGAGAAGCUUCCACAACUAAUCGAGAAGAUCAGAUUAACGAUGCUGGUGGUACUAGUAAUGGUGACAGCAAUGCACAAAACAACGCCACUGGUCUCUUGCAUCGCUGGUUUCUAUCCGCCCUGGGUAGUCUGCGUCGAAAUGGCAGUGGUGGUGGUGGUGUUAAUGGUCUAAACGGGAAUAUCCAUUCAUCUGGUAGCGGUGGCACCCAUCUUCGUCAUGGAAGUAGCUACGAGCAACAGGAAGUUUCAGAGACGACUGUAGUGUCUUCUAUGCAUGAGGAAGAGGAGGAAGAUGGAGAAAGUGACCCUGAAGAAGAGGAUGGAGGUCGCGAUGAGGAAGGUGAUUAUCAAUCUAUGUCUUCAAGACGAAAUUCACUAGAUAGUCAUUCGGAUGAACAAGGAGAUGAAGCUGAUAAUGAAAGGAGGCUCCAUCCUGUCGCUUCUCAUUCUCGUUUAUAA